Messenger RNA from Rhincodon typus (whale shark), 628 nucleotides. It is a transcript of the gene polr1d, whose product is annotated as RNA polymerase I and III subunit D. Gene Ontology annotation, biological process: DNA-templated transcription. Gene Ontology annotation, molecular function: DNA binding; protein dimerization activity; DNA-directed RNA polymerase activity. Gene Ontology annotation, cellular component: RNA polymerase III complex; RNA polymerase I complex. Lineage: Eukaryota; Metazoa; Chordata; Chondrichthyes; Orectolobiformes; Rhincodontidae. The record is from RefSeq and is a predicted model, not a curated record. The transcript is spliced from 6 exons. The coding region runs from base 12 to 560 and encodes 182 amino acids.
UGCCAUUUGAGAUGACAGGACUUCAUUUAAGUUUCAAAGGAUCGUAUAUAUGCAAAUGGACAACAAGAACAAUUGUCAACAUGUUCCUUUCCUGGGGCGCAAUUGAAGAAGACUACAAUUCCCGGCAUCCAUGGAGAGUGACGUUUAAUACCGGCGUCGACAUCAAGGGCCGAAGUGGACCCGAGAGCGGCAGCGUGAGCAUGGCAACAGCUGAAGGGACGCAGAAACCUGUCCUGGAAGUGGUCCAAGCAGAAGGUUGUGAUGAUUCCAGCGUUACAUUUGUGUUGCAUGAUGAGGACCACACACUUGGGAAUGCACUACGGUAUAUGAUUAUGAAGAACCCAGAAGUAGAAUUUUGUGGCUACAGCAUCACUCAUCCAUCAGAAAGCAAAAUUAACUUCAGAAUUCAAACAAGAGGUGGAAUUCCAUCUGUAGAGCCUUUUCGCAAGGGUCUCAAUGAACUAUUGACUGUCUGUCAACAUGUGCUGAAUACAUUUGAGGUCAGUAUUAAGGAAUAUAAAGAGCAACAUAAACAAGAAGAAGCAAUGGAUCAAUUGUGAUAAGCCACAUAGUUUUAUGAUGCUGUAUAUUUUUAUAUUUUGAAAAAUAAACAUUAAAAACAUUAAAA